AUGGAGUCGGACGAAUUGAGCGAUUUACAGUCUCGACUGUAUAAAAUGAUUCCGAAACAGACCCAGGAUAUCAUUGCUACAGGAAUAUUCCUAGUAGUGAUGCCAAUUGGAUUUCUAAUCAAUAUCUUCUUCAUUAUGACAUACUGGUAUCCAGCCUUCGAAGAAGCAUGGCUUUACCGAGUUUGCAUCUUUCUAUUCUUGGCAUUCAAUGUGUACGGUAAUUGGUACAAGAUGUUAAAAAUUGGACCAAGCGGACGGAGUCCAGCGCUUCCUAAUGUCGUCAAAGCCGGUUUCAGAUACUGUCACUCGUGCCAUCUUAACGCACCUCCAAGAGCAUAUCACUGCCCUGUUUGCGAUGUUUGUUGCUUUCGCCGAGACCACCACUGUUCCUUCGGUGGAGUUUGCGUAGGACACUUUAAUCAGAGAUACUUUAUCGCAGCCGUUGCUAACCUUUUCGUGUUGAUGGUUCCAUUGUUCAGUUAUACUUGGGAUUUUGCAUGGUCGAGAAUGGAUGGAGGUUUUUCUCUGAGUCGAUCAUGGCAACUCUUUUUGCCUCACAUAGCUCUCAUGGCCAGACUAAUCUCAGUGCAUCAAUUUUUCUGCAUAAUUUUCUGUGCUUCCACAUUUACGGUUCUUUUGUUCGUGGCUUAUCUUCUAUCUGCACAAGUGUUUUGCCUUUGGAAUGGCCAAACAAGAAUGGAGUACCUGCUGGAGAUUCACGCCUACCAGCUCGGUCUACUUGACAAUCUUCGCCAGUAUCUUGGAACUCGUUGGCCACUGAUCUUCAUCAGCCCGUUCAUCCCCAGCCCGCUACCAUCGGAUGGAAUGUCUUUCGUAACGAGAGAGAUCAAAGAAUUGAACGAUCCAAAAUAUCUUUAGGUACUUACAAAGUUCUUUCACAGAGCACCCUUACCGUUUGAGUUGUAUGAUCUCUGUAAAUCCAAGUCCAAUGCUCGAACUUCCCCUUGUAUAUAUCGUUAAUGUAAAAAGAAUUCUAAUAAAAGAAAGAUCACUUCCGAA
Messenger RNA from Cylicocyclus nassatus, 1020 nucleotides. The record is from the annotation of a GenBank genome assembly. NCBI's taxonomy places the organism in Eukaryota, Metazoa, Nematoda, Chromadorea, Rhabditida, Strongylidae.